AUGUCUAGCCAGGUUACUCCAGAAGUCCUAUGGGCGCAGCGCUCGUCCACCACUGAGCCAGAAAAGAAUUACAUCUACCUGACCAUCAGCGUGCCUGAUGUUCCCCCCAAGUCCCUCAAACUCGACCUUAAGCCCACCGGCCUCACCUUCACUGGCACGUCAGAGACCAAGAAGACCACAUAUCAUCUUGAGAUGGAAUUCUACUCUGAGAUCGAUGUCGAGAACUCCAAGACGCAUCACACCCCAGCCAACAUCCAGAUGAUUCUCAGGAAGAAGGAACUCAAGGAAGAGUACUGGCCACGCCUCCUCAAGGACCCCGCAAAAGUACAUUACCUGCGCACAGACUUUGACAAGUGGGUGGAUGAGGACGAACAAAACGAAGCUCCGGAAGAUGACUAUAUGAACCAAUUUGGAGGUGGUCUCGGAGAAGACGGGGGCUUUGGUGGCAUUGACUUCUCCAAACUCGGUGGUGGUGCCGGCUUGGGAGCAGAGGGAGGAGCCGAGGGUGGCGACGACAAUGAAGAGGAAGAGGAGGAUGAUGAUGAUGAGAUGCCCGAUCUCGAAGAGGACGAAGCAGAAGGUGACGCUAAAGGCAAAGGCAAAGGCAAGGAGGCCGCAUGA
Cladophialophora psammophila CBS 110553 is the source of this 621-nucleotide messenger RNA. RefSeq lists its product as uncharacterized. The transcript has 3 exons. Gene Ontology annotation, molecular function: protein-folding chaperone binding; Hsp90 protein binding. The record is from RefSeq and is a predicted model, not a curated record. Gene Ontology annotation, cellular component: nucleus; cytosol. Gene Ontology annotation, biological process: protein folding; chaperone-mediated protein complex assembly. Bases 1 to 621 code for a protein of 206 amino acids. NCBI's taxonomy places the organism in Eukaryota, Fungi, Ascomycota, Eurotiomycetes, Chaetothyriales, Herpotrichiellaceae.